Messenger RNA from Tetrahymena thermophila SB210, 5973 nucleotides. Its product is annotated as ankyrin repeat protein. The record is from RefSeq and is a predicted model, not a curated record. The transcript has a single exon. Lineage: Eukaryota; Ciliophora; Oligohymenophorea; Hymenostomatida; Tetrahymenidae. Gene Ontology annotation, cellular component: cytoplasm. Gene Ontology annotation, molecular function: protein binding.
AUGAGUAGACAACUCCUUUCUGAGUUGGUUGUCUCACAUAAUAAAUAAACUUAAGAAAUAUAGCCAAGCUUUAGUGAGUUAGAUAACAAUAAACAGUUAAAAUCUAAGUAAUACAUUAUAGAUACAAAUAAUAUACAGUUAAAAAAUAGACUUUCUAGUUAAGAGAUUAUUAAUUUUAAUGAAUCUGAGUAAUUAGAGGCCAAUAAUAUCAAGAAUUUUGUUAAUCAAUCAAAUAAAUAUUGGAAGUAGGAAAGGGAAAUGUUUGCUUCAAGCAAAAAAUUGUCAUUGAGCUUUUAGUCAGAAAAUAUUGAUAACUCAAGCUGUGGUGGAAACAGUCAAAAUAAUUAAAUAAAUAAUUUCAACAGCAAUAACCAAAAUGAAAUAAAAAUAGGUAUUUAAGAUAUUUAGCUGGAAGAAAAUAGCAACAAUCAAGAUAAUACUCCAUUUACUGAAAUGAAUCUUGAUUAUAAUAAUGUUGAUUGGGGUAAUAAAAACUAACUCAAUUUGAAUUAGUACAGCUUUAUUGACUUUUAACUAAAUGCUUCAUAGCAGGAAUAUAUGAAAACUUCAAAUAGAAAAAGAAUAAACAAUAGCUACCAUAGCAACACGAAUAAAGAUUAAAAAAAUACUUCUAAUUUGGAAAAUAUACUUUCAAAUAUUGACAAUACUGAAGAAAUCUAAAGACCGUCGGAUUUUGUUUAGUUGGGUAAUAUUAAUAAAAUAGAUAAUGAUAUGAAUAGCUAGAAAACAAAAAAUACUUUAAAUGAAAUUAAGGCUGAAAAGCAGAAGGAAGAAUAUUAGUUUGCAUAGAGAAGGUCUAUUAGUAUAGAUUCAGCAACACCUAAUACAGCUUAGUUUAAAGAAAACCACAAUUAUAUUGCAAAAUAGAACUAAAAUAAAAACUAUUUACAAUUAGAAUUUGCUUCGAAAUCUAAUUUUAACUCUGCUGAGUGCAUGAGUCAGGAUUAAUUCAUCAAAGAAAUUGACACUUAGAGUAACUUUUCUCAGCCAAUAAAAGAUAAAACUGAAUAUACAGGAGCGAUCAACACUUAAAUUAACAAUUCUUUAUCUUUGUCUGACUACAAUUCUAAAAAUGGUAAAAAAGAGGUCACUCCUGUAAAUAAAUCACCUAACAAAUACACUGCACUUUCUAUCAACUAGUAAGGGAACACUUCAAAUGCUUAAUUUGUCUUUUCAUACACUAAUAAAUAAGCUACUUCUUUCCCUAAAUAAUUUAAAUUAAAUGAAUACUUUUUAGAAGUGCUAGAACUGAGUAACAAUAAAUUUAAAUAACUUCCUGAAGAAAUUUAUCAAUUUAAAUAACUGAAAAGGUUAAAAUUGGAUAAUAACUUUAUUAGAUAAAUUCCUUAAAUGCUCUUUAGCUUAAUAUUUUUGUAGGAUUUCUCUAUUUCAAAUAAUUUGAUUUCUGAGUUACCAAUAAAUAUUUCAAAUUAGUAGAGCUUGGUUACUUUAGAUAUCUCUAAAAAUAGAAUUACCCAUUUGCCAGAGCAAAUUUGUAAACUUAAAUAACUUUAAUCUUUAAAUAUAUCUAAUAAUGAGUUCACCUCUCUUCCAAUUUAGUUAAAGUAGCUUAUUGAUGGGAAUUUAAGAGAGCUCAUCUUAGAUUGGUUCAAAUAUUGUAAUCCGCCUUUAUCUAUUUAGUAAAUAAAUACUGAUAAUAAAGUUUAGUUAAAUAAAUAAUCUCAAGAAACCUAUCAGCAAAUAGGAAUAGCUAGCUAUUCCAAUUAAAUAGCAAAUCACUUGAAACAUGGAGGGGAUGUUAUCAGCCCUUUGAAGAAGCUAAGUCAGCUAUUGUUUCGACAAGAAUAGCAGCUUUAUUACUCAAAUUAAUUCAAUUAAAAAUAAGAAAAUGUAAUAAAAUUAAGCUAUUAUUAAGUAAACAAAUCUUUAGGAAAUCAAUACAGCUUUAGCUAAUUUGUAAAUGAAAUGUCAAGCAAUGGAUUUAUUAUAAAUAUAAGAAAUUUCAAAGGAUAAAAUAUGAUGCAUCUAGCAGCUGCUAAUGAAGAUAUAGGAGUUAUAGAUAGUUUAAAUUAAAUAGAUUUGACAUUAAAGAAUCAUUGUGAUUCAAAUUAACAUUCACCACUAUCUCUCUCUAUUUAUGAAGAGAAGUACUUUUCAGCUAAGAAAUUGCUACAACUUAAUGCUGAUCCAAAUGUAGGAGGAAGUAUCUAUGGAUCUCCUCUAAAUAUAGCUACCAUAAAGGGGCAAAUAUAUUUGAUCCAAGACAUAACAUCGAAAAAGGCUAACUUAAAUUUAUAAGAUGUAGAUGGAAAUACAAGUUUACAUUAUAUAAUGACAAUAUUUUCAAGAGAUAUAAGUAAUUCAGCAAAAAUAGCUGAAAUUUUAUUAGAGCAUGGUGCUGAUCCAAAUAUAAAAAAUAAGGAUGGAUGGACUCCGUUGCAUUUGGCAGUCAGGAGAUCUUAAUACAGUGCGGUUAAUUUUGCGAUUGACUACAAUAAGUUAGUCUAAAUGAAAAAGAAUUCAGAAAAUUGUUAGCAAUAAUAAUAGGAGUAUAAAAGCUUCUCAAGCUAUUGCAAGCCUCCUUUUAAAGUUGGAUAAAACAGUGAAAAUUCAAAUUAAAUUUAAAACUAAAUAAAAAAUAGAAAUUUAUAAGAAUUUGAUUUUACUAUGAAAGGGGGAGUAGAUAAAUGGUCUUGUUUACACAUAAGUUGUUAUAACAAUGAUGUCAAAAUGACGAAACUACUUUUGGCUUUAAAAGAAAUUGAUUUUUUUGCUCUCAACAGAAAGAACCAAACACCUCUUUUUUUAUCUUCGAAAGGUAAUUCUUUAUCAAAAUUGAUGAGGCUUUAACUACAGAAAAGGAUUUAUUCAGAUCUGUAAGUAAGCUUUGGAAAUCAAAAGCAGUAAGAUUAAAUUAAAAAAGCUGAUGAAAAUUAAAAAGACUUGCAAAUAAAAUUAAUUACUGAUGGAUGUAGCAGUCCAAUUAAUGCUCCCUUUAUUAUUUAAAGCUCAGAAAUAAAUACAAAAAAUUAAUAAAACAAUAAUGAUAAAUAUCCUUUAUAAAUAAAGCACAACUAAUAGCUUUCAAACAUAGGAUUUUCCUUGUAGAAUAAUAGCAUUGUUAAGCAGUCUAUUCUCCCUGACCAUUCUAGUAUUGGGAGCAUUUUAGCAAAUAUAACUUCUCCUUAAGAAAAAUAGCUGCCAUUUCAAAUCCAAAAGAAGUUUGUACAUAAGAUAUAGUCAAAAAAAGCAAUUAGUUACGAUUUAAUAAAUUUUGAUGAAGAUGAUGAAGACAACAAUGAUAUUUGUGAAAUUUCUAAUUAGCAUGACGAUUUUAAUCUAAGAGAGUUAGAUGAAAAUAAUCAGAUCAAAGAAAUUAGAAAAUCAAAGGAGGGAAACAUCACUGUGAUGGGGAAAAAAUAUAAUUAAAACAAAUCAGUGGAUAAUUCAUGUAAAAACUACAGCACAAUAAAUGAUUUUGAUAACUCGCCCAUGGCCCUUAAAAUUACUGAUAGAAAUUCUGAAUAAAAAAAAAUACAAAAUUAUUACUCUAUUUAAAAAAGGCAAAAGUGUCCAAUACCUCCUUAUUAAUCAUCCAACACGAAUAAGCAUUACGACUCAAAGAGUAACUAAUCAACAAACUAAAUAGAGUUGUUUACUCAAAGAAUAUGUAAGGUGCAGCAAAAACAAUUUGUUGAUGAAGAGCAAAGCGAAAUUCAAACAAGUAAUAGUAUAUAAGAGCUAAGUAAUCAGCGAAUUAGUAGCAACUAUUAUUUGGGAUGUAAUAGCCAAAGAGAUUCAAUAAAUAAAGUAAACAUUAACAAAGGGAUAUAUUGCAGUGAUUCUAAAAACACUCCUAUAAAAGAUAACAAUUUUGAAAAUUUGAAAAAUAAAAUCAAUAAAACAGAUAUUCAAUAAACAAAUAAGUCUCAUAAUUCCCAAUUUGAAAAUGAAUUAUUUGCCAAAGCUAAUCAAUCUAUAAAUAACUUAGAUUUUGAUAGUAUUAGCUUAAAUGCUGGUCAGAAUAUUAAAAUAUCUAUGAAAGAAUAAAAGAAGCUUAGUCAUAAUCUGUUGAGAUAUUCUCAUGAUGACUAGGAAGGAAAUAUUUUUAGUAUCCCCAAGUUGUAUUCGGGGGAUAAUCGUUAAUAAAUAGUUUUCCAAACAAUUUAAAACAUUUUUAGCUUAUUUAUCAGUGGAACAGUUUAAUAUAAAAAAUCUUUAACAGAAACAAUUUAAUGCUUAUCAGAUUAAUAUAAAUAAAUUGUUAUCAUAUUGAAGUUGUCUAUAGAAUCUUAUUUGAGAAUGUAGUAGUUUAUAUCAGAAAAUUGCAACUAUCUACCAUAAUCAUUCAAUAACAAUUAAACAUCAUCCCUUUCCUUGAACCAUAUACGAACUCAUACAGCUCUUCUUUUAUCUGAUCUUUUAUUUAGCAUAAACACAACUCCUAUCAAUUUUAAAACUUUAAUGCGCUUUGUUGAAGAUAAAAAUGAAGAAUUUUAAGAAAAUCUAAUUUUAUAAAGACAAUCUAAAGAUAAAUCUACUUGUCAGACUACCAGAUAAAACUAACCUAUCCCAGCAUCUUAAGGGGAUGCUGCUAGUGGAUCUUAAUCAGGCUAGUCCUCAGCUCGCUCAUUCAGAUCUAAUAGUUAAAGCCAAACUUUUACUUAGUAUUAUUCAUAACUAGUCCAUUAAAAAAAUUAGAACUCUAAAAAAUCCUGUCUCACAUAAAAAACGAAUAGCUCUAUUAGCGUUAUUUCAAAUAAUUCUUCAGCUAAUUAGUAAAAAGUAAAAGAAGAAAAUAAUAGUGAUGAUUAAUCAUAAAUUAAUUCAUGUGAAAGUAAUUCAAAUAAUUCAUUUUUAAUUAAGGAAUACCUAAUUUCCUCAUUAGCAAAAGUUGAUAUAUCUCCUGAAUUUAAUUAUUCUAAUCUUGAGAAGUUGCAGAAAGAGGAUCAAAAUAUAUUAAUCUAAUAUGAAUCAUUCUAAACAAAAGCUUAUUUUCAAACAAGAAAAAAUUUACAAGAUAAGAGUAUAGAAUUAUAGAAUACACCUUAAAAUACUUAAAAUUAAAAUACAUUUUAGAAUACCUAGCAAAGUUCAAGUGAACGUUCUAGAAACACUCCUAUAUUUAAACCACCCUCUUACAAAAAAACUACUACUGCUGCUGCUACUGUUUCAAGUAGUUUAAAUAGUGGUGUUAAUUAAGUCAAAAUUAUAAGCCACAAAGAGCUAAUUUCAUAAAAAUUAUCUUAAACCACUGAAAAUAACAACAAAAAUUAGCAUAAUUAAGUUUUCACGAAUUAAAGAACAGCUUUGAAUACUUCUUAAUAAGGUUCUUCCAUAAAUACCUCUAAUUAUAAUAAUAAUAAUUUUUACUUUGAUACAACAACUUCAAACAAAUAAAAUUCUAAUUUAUCAACUAUAAAUUACUCUAAUCAAAAUCAUACAUCUUAGCAAUCUCAACUCAUUUCUAAUGCAUCAAACAAAAAAAAUUAAAAUUUAUCAAUAAACUCUUCAAAUGUAAAUAUAACUCUGCAAACUUAAGUUGAUACUUGUUCAUAAAGAGAUUCUUAACCCUAAAAAUAAAAUAAUACAUCAACAACAACAACAACAACAAUAAUAAAUGCAAAUCAGAUAUUUUAGUAUUAAAAUAAAAGCUAAAGUAGCUAUAAUGGAUAUUUUAAUAGCCAAGUAUUGCAAGAUGUAUCAAAAGAUAAUAAAUAAAUUCCUUAAAGAUUAUUUUUAAAACAAGAAUCUUCAACUAAGACUAAUAUCUAGUAAAAUACUUUCCAUCAACCCAAAAUACUAAACUUUAACAGCUCAAGUUAACUUAGUAACCCGUCUGAAAAUUCAGUCAUAAAGCUUAUAACUAGUGAGUCAUCAGAAACACUAAAUAUGAAUGAAAACUUAGAAAAUCAAUUCUUAAAUGAUGAAGCAAAAAUUACAAAUAAAUACUUAAAUAACCAAAUAAAUAAGUUGCCAAAAUACAAAUGA